AUGGGGAACGCCGCCGCCUGGCCCCAUCGGCUCGUAAACCUCGAGAAGUUCCCAGGCCCCGUCCGGGGAUCUGCGCGAAUGGCCUCACCUUGUAUUUUUCAGUCUUCCUCUCACCCUUCUAGCCUCCUCUCCACCCGCGCACUGCUGGGACUUCGUGCCCAGGUUUCCACUCCCGUCCACCCCACCACCACCCCAGUCCCGCUGCCGCUGCUCCGUGGCCCCAGCGCGCCCCCCUAUGAACAUCAUCCUAAGGAAGACAGUGAUUUUGACGCUGUUCUCCUUUCAGCAUCCAAGAUCCUAAAUUCCUCUGAGGGCUUACGGGAAAGUCUUGGCAGUGAAACAGAAUACAGCUGCAAAACAGAAUCAGAAAAUCAAGUUCAACCACAAUCAGCAUUGAAAGCUCUUCAGCACCAACUGGAAUCAUUUCAAGCUCUCCGAAUACAGACUUUACAGAAUGUUAGCAUGGUACAGUCUGAAAUCAGUGAAAUACUGAACAAGAGUAUUAUUGAAGUGGAAAAUCCACAAUACAGCUCAGAAAAAAAUCUAAUAUUCAGCACACGAAUUGAGAAUUCUUUGCCUAUAGAGAAUGAAGAAGAAACCUUUUCGGUGGAGAAAAUGAAUCAUUUCGAGGAUUCCAGCUCUCUCCUGUCAAAGGAAGAAAAAUUCAGCAGUGUUAGCAGUCUCUCUCAAGGCAUAAACACUCCAUCUCAGAUACAUCUGAAGGACACACUGACUCUGAGAAUGUCAGCAGACAAUGCAUCCUCAACCAUAAUUACGAGCUCUUCAGGAAAUACUGACAUGCUGAAGAAUUACCAUAGUCUUUACCGCUCUCUACCUAACCCACCUCAAAAUGGAGUGUCUCAGGCUAAUGCAGCUCUUCUAGGUGAAUCCACAAUCACUAUGCCUAGUGUCAAGCAUGGAUUUUGUGACAAUUUAGAUAAUAUUUGCCAUUCUAUCAAACAAAUGAAGGAAGAGCUCCAGAAGUCACAUGACAGGGAGUUGGAACUUACUAGUGAACUUGAAACUUUUAAAACUGACAGAAGUGUUCAGAGUAAUGGCCAAUAUGAACUGUCCCCCAUUCACAGGGAAAAAAUUAACUGUAUGAAGGGAGAAAGUGUGGACAGUACUUUAAGUGAAGAUAAAAAAUCAAAAAGGAUUAAAGAAUUAGAAACUUUAGUAUACAAAUUACUCCCACUUAGAGAAACUGUGCCAAAAGUCCAUGUGACUUUUUGUAGGAGAUGUAAAAAAUUACCUAAGGGUGAAAUAUACAGGGGGAAAAGGAACGAGAAAAAUAAUGUGGAAAUUCCUAUCACUAGCAAGAAUAUUACAGAUUUAAAAUUCCACAGCAGAGUCCCAAGAGACACCCUGUCAUUCCUUGACCAAACAAAACAUAAAAUGAAAGACAAAGAAAGACAAUCAUUUGCCAUGAAACAGGGAUCAGUAAUAUUUGAAAAUGAAAAAGCAUCUAAACUCAACCCUGUGACCGAGCAGUGUGUUGCAAAAAUCCAUUACUUACAGAAUUACUUAAAAGAGUCUGUGCAGAUACAGAGAAAAGUCACAGAGCUAGAGAAUGAAAAUCUAACCCUUAAAGCCAAAAUAAAACUGUUAGUCCUGACCACACAAUCUCUGAUUCAGAAAAUUGGAACAUAUGAAACGCAAUUUAAAAAACUGAUUGAAGACAAGAACACUAGCCAGUGCAGGCUAAUUAAUGCAGAAGAAGAUAAAAAAGAAUGUCUGAAUGAAUUUAAAAAAAUCAUCAGUAAGUUGAACGUCCUUCAGUGCCAAAAUAAAACCCUGGAGGAAAAAAUUGUUCAGCUUUCUAUGGAGAAACAGCAAAUGACUGAAACACUAGAUCAACUAAAAAUCAAGGAGCACAAAACACAAAAUGAGUUUGCCUGUGUCAAUAAUGAAAAUAACCAAAUGAGACUAGAAAUGGAAUCAAUGAAAAAAAAUAUUCUGUUGCUGCAAGAUGAAAAAGAAAUGUUAGAAAAAAACACAUCACAGCUUCUAAAGGACAAAAGCUCACUUGAGAAAGAACUCAGUGAAAAUCAGGUAGAGAUAGUGCAACUAAAAGAGAAAACAAGAUUGGCGAAGACUGAACAAGAGACACUUCUUCAAAUCAUUGAAGCAUUUAAAAAUGAAAAAUUUGACCUUGAAGCAACAUUACAAGAAUCUACCGCUGCUAGACAGAUGAUGGAAAGAGAAGUGGAAAAGAUUCAGACCUACCAAUCUACUGCAGAAGAGUCUUUUUUGAAAGAAAUUAAAAAUGCGAAAUCUGAAGCAAGUAUUUAUAAGAAUAGUUUAUCAGAAAUGGGAAAGGAGUGUGAAAUGUUAUCAAAAAUGGUAAUAGAAAUUAAAACAGACAAUCAGAUCCUAAAAGAAGAACUAAAGAAACAUAGCCAAGAAACUAUGAAAUUUGAAAGUAGCAUCAGUCGGCUUACUGAAGAUAAAAUCCUUUUAGAAAACUAUGUAAGGAGUAUACAAAAUGAAAGGGAUACCUUGGAAUUUGAGUUGCGGAAUCUUCAACGAGAGUAUUUUAACUUAACUGAUAAAGUCUGUAAUCCGCAUAGUGAACUAUCAAACAAGGCUUACAUCUCAAAAAGGGAGAAAUAUCACUUCGACAGCUCUGCUACUUAUGAAGAACCUUCUAAUCCCAGAGGUAGAGCAUUAGUUCCUAAAAUAAAAGGUAUGUAUAGUAUAUUGCAGUGA
This is a messenger RNA of Elephantulus edwardii (Cape elephant shrew), 2709 nucleotides long. It is a transcript of the gene CCDC110, whose product is annotated as coiled-coil domain containing 110. The record is from RefSeq and is a predicted model, not a curated record. The transcript has 6 exons. Lineage: Eukaryota; Metazoa; Chordata; Mammalia; Macroscelidea; Macroscelididae. The coding region runs from base 1 to 2709 and encodes 902 amino acids. Gene Ontology annotation, cellular component: cytoskeleton.